UCAUGCACCGGGGGCGAGGCUUGCCUCCUGCGGCGUGCGCUGGCCUCAGGACUACAGCCCCCAGCAUGCACCGGGAUAGGAGUGCGGUGCGGUGUGCAGGGAUUUCCGUCCCCGUGCUGCGCGCGGGACGCUCGGAGAGGGCGGCAGGCCCCAGCUGAGCAGUGCCUGCCUCUGGAGCAAGAUGUCUGAGAGAAGCAGCCCCAUUCGGCUGGACCUGAGCUCCCUGCGGGGGGCGCCCCAAGAUGUCCUACACCUGCUGCCCUGCGAGGUGGAGCACAACGGCAGUGCCCCAGUGGACAGAUACUUCACCCCGGCCAUCCGCCAGGGCUUGCAGGAGAAAUCUGUAUCCUUCCGUGGCAGGAGCCUCAAGGGGCAGGAGGUGAUGGUGCCCCAAGGUUAUGUGGGGCUGGUUCUGAAGGAGGAUCAAAGGCCUUGCACAGAGGAGGAGGAGCGGACGCUGCAGCUGAAAUCAACUUUUGGGACGCUGACAGUUUGGAACCUGGAGUGGGCUCCAAGUGCGGAUGAUGGGCUGCUCCUGGCUCUGAGCUGGCCAGGGAUUGCAGAGGCCAUCCAUGCACCAGUGUCAAGGAAGGAACAGUGAGUCCAUGGCGGAGGCAGCGGUCCCAGGACUGCCAGCCACUGGCUGCUGCUGUGGUCUGCAUUGGGGUUUUGUUUUGGCGUGGUGGCUCCAUGCUGAGAAUACAUGGAUCUCACAAAGAUA
Mauremys reevesii (Reeves's turtle) is the source of this 721-nucleotide messenger RNA. RefSeq names its product ribonuclease H2 subunit C (gene RNASEH2C). Gene Ontology annotation, biological process: RNA catabolic process. The record is from RefSeq and is a predicted model, not a curated record. Lineage: Eukaryota; Metazoa; Chordata; Testudines; Geoemydidae. Bases 182 to 601 code for a protein of 139 amino acids. The transcript has 5 exons. Gene Ontology annotation, cellular component: ribonuclease H2 complex.